GAUAUGUCUUUGUUGAUAAACUCGUUUAUCACUGGUUAAUGCUUUCAAUAUUUGUAUUUUUAUAAAAUUGCUGACGUUGUGAUCUGAGUCAUUUUUCAUAUUUAAGGCAGGAGUUGACAUGAUAAAUGUCCUAUUACAUGAUAAGAUUUGAAAAAAAAAACAACAACACCAAAUAGUAGACUAUAGCUACAUUUUCACCAUCAGUGAUAUCAGGCAUUCCGAAUUGUUUAAGGCUUUGUAUUCUUAACGUGGCGCUUGCAGAUUUUAACAUGGCGAACGUGGAUUACAGUGAGGAGGAAGUAACGGAUAAGAUUGACAUAAAAUGUGAAAGUUCAAAAGAGGACCAGGCACUAUCAGAAACAAUUUCAGCCGUUGAUGUGUCUAUUUUUGGUGAAUUAAAUGGCUUGGCGGAUGUUACACUUGUUGUUGAAAAUACAAAGAUUCCAGUUACGAAGGCCGUAUUAGAGCAUGCGUCCCCCGUUUUCUUGACUAUGUUUCAAAGGGACUUCAUAGAGAAAAAGAAAUCUGACAUAGAACUUCCUGACAAAAAAUUGCCAGCCUUCAUAAAUUUCCUCAAAUGUAUCUAUCCUAACAGCAAGGAGCAAGUAACAGCGGAAAGCGUUUACGAGGUCGUUUAUCUCGCCAACGAAUACCAAGUUGAGCAUCUGAAAACCGUUUGUGAGCAGGUUCUUUUGAAGGAAAUGUCUAAAUGGGAAGAUCCCACUACUCCUGACUGCUGUAUGGAGGUGUACCGACAUCUAGUGAUCGCUGAAACAUUGCAACUUGAGGAAUUGCAAGCACGCUGCAUUGGUAUAGCGUCUGAGGGUACACAGGCAGACAGAGAGGCAGCGGCAAAAGUCCAUGCAAUUUCAGAAAAGUCUGAGAAGAUAAUUGAUAAGAAGGCAAUUAGAAAUCUUGAAAUAAACACAUCCGAUUUGAAAGAUCUCAUGAAAGGCAUAGGCGGGGAUAACUUUGAAACAGUGAAAAACUUUAUUCUUGAAAAAAAUAAUACCAAGCCUCAAAACAAAGCCCAAAAUGAAAUAGGUUUCGCCCAUGUACUAACAUCUCAAUUCGGUCAGUCAAAUCCUUUUCCGUUUCCAUUUAAAUCAUCUCCACCUCCCUCUAAACCUUGGGCAGAAAACAUACGUAAUUUACGACUUUUGUAUCAGUAUGCUCCAGCAUCCAAGGAUUUGAAGAGAGUAGCUAUUAAGGCUGUGAGAAAAGACAAAGGCGCGAAAGUCUUGAACACUUCCUUUAAGGAAGAGUUUGAUCUUCUACCAGAAAAGAUCAAACAUGAUAUAAGAGGAAGAGAAGUCAUGGAAUACUAAACUGUGUUAUUUGAGUUAGUUGUUGAUGCAGAAUGAUUUGUCGCAUUUUAAUAAAUCUGGAUAUAGGGAAAAUGCCUAAUUGAACAUGGCAAGCACAAAUGAUGCAAUAUUAACGUACUGUCACAGAGUUAUAAAACAGUUCAGUAUAUCAAAGUUGAUUAUUUAUAUUUUUCUCAAAUUUAAUUGAAUUAGGAAUAUGAAAAGCUAAAGCAAUUGUCUGCAAGACCACAUGUGGAAAUCAUUGUUACUAACUACUAUAUAUUAGUAUGGCCUCGUAGUAUUGAUAGUCUUUGGAUUAUUAGGCACAGCCAUCUGCUAGACUUGCUCUUAAUUACUGGACAUACUGUGUCUUCCACGAUUGAUUAAAAUAAAUUGACAAGCAGUCCUACUUAGAUCAAAGCAUAUAACAUGAAUGUGUGUUUUUAUGUUAUUGGGCAAACUCUGUGUGAUGUUAUUAGUUUCAAACAAUAACUGCAUCGUAUCUUUGAAAUGUUUUUGCAUUAGGUGCUCUGAGUUGUAUUCCUCCGUCUGCAGAUAGAGUUGGGAUCUCUAAUCAUAGAAGUACUUGGGGUUUACCUAUACGUUUAUUAUUAUUUGAUUUAUUGAUAAGUUUCCUCAAGUUAAUGCAUACUUUGAUAAGAUCUACCUUUUGCGUUUUAUCUUUAUUAAGGAUUGUUGGGAUAAGAGUGAGGUUUGUGCACAUAUACUGGUUUGAACCCCCAGUAAAAUUACACUUUACUGACCGUUCCAAGGCGGUACCUUCUUGAUAAACAUACUUAGUUUUUUAUGUAUGUAUAUACUGUGCUGUUUGUGGAGUUUUGUGCUGUUCAUCUCUGUUUCUUGUUUGUGAUUGUAUGUUCUAUGUCGUUGGCGUUUAUCCAGUGCCAUUAAACCGGGUAUAUGUUUAAAAUAUUUGCUACUGAGCUUGUUUCUGCAGCUUUUUGCAUAAAUAUUGGUUCUUAUGAGUACUGGUCUGAAGGUAAAGACAAUAGAAGGUUACAUUUGGGGCUGGUAUGAAUGGAAGUUUUUUGGAUGGUUGGUUAAUAAUUCUAUGGGCGUGGCCUAAAGAGAAAUUGUAUGUUGUAGUGUAGUUAGUACUUGUUUGGGAGUGGAAAUAAAAAGGUUAAGAUGCCUCUCACAAUAAAGCGAGUUGAUAAAUGAAUAAAAUAUGGAAAAUGUA
Molecule: messenger RNA, 2508 nt
Organism: Mya arenaria
Lineage: Eukaryota; Metazoa; Mollusca; Bivalvia; Myida; Myidae
Product: speckle-type POZ protein-like
Exons: 2
Coding region: 270-1328 (352 amino acids)
Molecular function (GO): protein binding
Source: RefSeq, a predicted model, not a curated record